Drosophila teissieri is the source of this 4124-nucleotide messenger RNA. RefSeq names its product centrosome-associated zinc finger protein CP190 (gene Cp190). The record is from RefSeq and is a predicted model, not a curated record. NCBI's taxonomy places the organism in Eukaryota, Metazoa, Arthropoda, Insecta, Diptera, Drosophilidae. The coding region runs from base 232 to 3522 and encodes 1096 amino acids. The transcript has 5 exons. Gene Ontology annotation, cellular component: nucleus. Gene Ontology annotation, molecular function: protein binding; RNA polymerase II cis-regulatory region sequence-specific DNA binding; DNA-binding transcription factor activity, RNA polymerase II-specific. Gene Ontology annotation, biological process: regulation of transcription by RNA polymerase II.
CAGUUAUCGCAUGGCUAUCGAUAACUGCCGAGCGCAACCCUGUCACGCCAGCGAUGAAUGGAAAAGAAUAUGGCGACCUGACUCUGGAAAAAAAUUAAAAUUUGUCCGGCAAAAGUACUGUGCAAUACAAGGAAAUUUGCGCCCUGAAGCCAGAGCAAGCGAAACCACGGGGAGGCUAACGAUAAGGAUACGGAAACGGAGAGCACGGCCACUAGCCAAGGACACAGCAAGAUGGGUGAAGUCAAGUCCGUGAAGGUGGACAACUGGGGAGUCUUCUUCCUGCAAAAGCUGCAGAACUUCUUUAACAAAACGGAUUACUGCGACCUAACGCUCCAGUUCCGGGACAAUUCACAGCUAAAGGUACAUCGCCUUGUGCUCAGCGCCUGCACCGACUAUUUCAAUGUGCUGGAGCAAACCUGUGAGAUCGUCGACGAUGCCCUCAUCAUGCCCAACGAGUUCCAGGCGGACGUGGUGGUGCCCAUUGUCAACUUCAUGUACACAGGCACCCUGGAGUUCGAGCUUAAAAUGUACGGCAAGCUGUUGCGCACCGCCAAGGAAAUGAACAUGACGGUGCUGCUCAAGCUGCUAGAAGCGCACCGUCGCACCAUGGAGAACGUUAAUCGCCAGCAAAGGCCGCCUAGUCCGAAGGGAAUCCGCCGGCGCACAGUUGGACAGCCGAGUUCGGGUCUUCCACAGCAGCGUGUCUUGGGUCCUUCGCCGCAAUCGCGAAAUGUCGCCACACCCAUCGCGCAACGGGCCAACACACAGCGCGGGCCCACUGGCAACACAAUGAUCCGAACAUCUGGUGGCACAAAUCGCACACAGUAUGCAGAGAGCAGCAAUGUCAAGCAGGAGCCAACGUCACCAUUCGAGCAGCUGCGAAAGGGUUAUAACAACAACAAGAGACCAGCACAAACAAGCCUUUUAUCGCCGCCAUCCAAGAAGCCCAGCUUGGAAGAGGUUAAGGAAUUUGCUGAGCAACAACGGAUGCGCAAGCAAAUUGCUGCGGAGUACGGGGAUCACGAUCCUGAGUAUGAUGGAGGAAUGCUUUAUGAUGAUGUCCAUGCCGGGGACGAUGAUGACGAUGAUAUGCCACCACAGCCAUCUACAUCUAAGCAGCAAUCCCCACAGGGUACACAGACCCAGCUGGAGCACGGAUCCACCACCAUUAUCUUGAAGCAGGACUCUCCCAGCCAGACCCCCACAAUAAUUGUCAAGGAUUCCUCCAACGCCAAGCUUAAUCAUACAAAGAUCAUUGCCGAAGUCUUGCGCCAGUAUCCACACAUUGUGAAGGGCCACAAAAACAUCAAGCUAAAGAUAAUGCCCAAUACCCCGCCCGCGCCGACAGAAAAAUCUGCUCCAGCGGCAGUAAAACCCCCGGCGAAUCAGUCCUCCGCUUCUACAUCGCCACACAAGAAAUUGCACGUGUCUUUCAAAGCCGACAAGAGUACGCCGCUAAUCACAGCGCAGCAGAAGGCGGCUAGCUCUCAACAAAAGUCCGGAACCACUCAGUCAACUGCUACCCAGGCAACUGUGGCAAAUCCACCAGCAAAUACAGCCGCAGCCCAGAAGAGACGCAUUGACAGUAAGACAAUGCACGCCUUGAUUGCUCAGGGAGCAGAGAAUACUACUGGUCCCUGGCUGUGCCUGAGGUGCGGCGUUAACGGAAGACCCAUUAGCAUUCCGUCGUACCGAGGCUUCCGACGCCAUUUGAUCAACACGCACAAAGAGACAAUUGACCCGGCGCUAUGUGAGCAUUGCGGCUGGAGGUCUGUCAACAACCGGGAACUGCAUUUCCACAUGUAUAUGGAGCACCAGAUCAAGUCGCUGCUGUACACUUUUGCCGAAUGCGCGCUAUGUAACCAGUCGUACCUGACCAAGGGUGAGUUGGAGGCGCACAUAAACGAGGCGCACACGGACGACAACAAGCAGCAGUGCAUCUACUGUAACAAGGUGUUCGAGCAAGAGCUUCAGCUGUACAGACACAUGAAGAGCUACCACAAGGAGCAGGCCCUGGAGGAUGGCAUUAUCGAUGAAACGGACGAGGAGUUCCUCGGCUCGCAAGACGAGGAGGAAGAGGCCGAAGGAGACGAGGAGCAGGAACCAGAGCAGACUGGCAAAGUGCGAAUUCUUUCUGACAUAAGUCUACCAGCCACCAGUGCCAUCACAGUGCAGCAAGCUCACCAGGAGCAACUGCAAGAGGAAGAGGUUGACCAGGUGCAGCAGGAAGUUAAAUUUGUGGGCGCCGAUGGAAAUGAGGUGGAGCUUACUGAUGAGCAGCGCAAAGAGAUUCUCUCACAGCUUAACCAGCAGCAAGCAGGUGCCGCUGCCGGUGGGGUGGUAAUGGUGCUCAGUGAGCCAGAAGCGGAGCCCGUCAAGCAGGAGCCCGAUGAAAAAUCCCUGGCCGGCACCGAAGAGGAGUAUGAUGAUAGCCAAAUCUAUAGCGAACUGGCUGCUGCUGACUCUGUGGAGAGCGCGAAAAAGAACAUUGCUGAUGAGAGCAAAGAGUCCGUUGACAAUCUGGAAUGGGCCGAAAACCUUAUAGCCGAGUCUGAAGAACAGAGCAACAAGGAGCCCAAAUUGGAUAAGUCGCGCGAUGACAUCAGUGAAAAGCUUAAGGAGCUUACCGGCGACUGGACGGAGGAUGAGAACGACGACGAUGUCGACGAUAAGCCCGCUACCGCAGAGCUUGCAUCCGAACUAGCCGCCAAGGACCCUGAGCCCACAGUACAUGAGGAAGAAGAUGAUAUUGACUUGGCUCUCGAGUCUCUGCACAAGGGACCUGAAGAGCAAGCUGUAGAAAAGGCUAGUGAGGAAUCUGUCGCCAGUGCGGAUGAUGCAGUUGACUCUGACGCCAAUAUAAAUAGUCAGCCCAAGAAAAUGGAUGUAGACUCUGAAGUGGCGAACGAGAAGGCAUCGAAGUCAGAGGUCAAGAUCAAAAAAGAGGACGAGCUUGAAAACGACGAGGAGGAAUUUAUCAAAGAAGAUCCACCAAUGCCGCAUUCCGAUCCCGUGACGGAGUUAAGCGAGGCGGUAGCUGACGCUGAGGGCGAAGAUGAUGUGCAUCUGGAGACCGAUAACAUUCGCAAAGAGCUGCUAGAUGAAUUGAUUGCCGAGGCCGAGAAACCUGAUGAGGAAAAGGACCCUGUCCAACCUGAAGAGAGUGCGACGACAGAGGCGUUAGAUAGGGCAGUAACGGACGAGGAUGACCUGGUGCCACCUACGCAGCUAUCCACCGACCCAAUGGAGAUAGAUGAUCCAGCAACGGAAACUGUAGCCGAAAAUAAUGAAGAUACCAGAACAACAGACGAAAAAGAUGCCGCCGAGGACAAACCAAACGAGAAAGAAGAUGUAGCAACAACAGAAAAGGCGACUCUAGAAAGUGCAAAAGCAGGUGAUGAAGCGGCGUCAGGAGAGGCUGCCAGCGUCGACAAGGUCAAGAGUCUCAUCAGCGAAUGGGGAGACGACGAUGAGGACGAGGAUGAGAAUGGGGUUAGUGCGGCGGCGAAGGAGGAGCUAUAAUUACUAGAUUUAUUUAUGUUCUAAGUUUGGCGAUUCAACGCAGGUCAGCAGAUAAAAGCAUCUGAGCUGGGCGAGAAUUUUUGGUUUCUAUUGUAAAUUAAAUUGUUAAUGAAGAUCAAGGUGAAUGAUAAGAUACGCAUAUGCACUGGUUUAAGUGUAUAAGAUCUAAUCUACUCAUCUCACGUAAUUGUAAAUCCCCCCCAUCCUAAAUAUGUUUCGCUGCUAGCAAGGAAAUCGUAAAUCUAAGAGGAGUUCCCUUAAAUGCCCUUAAAUGAGAGAUCAGAGACCAAACAACCCAACAUUUAGCUAUGUCUGUUUCUUUACACAUACACCACCAAUAGAGCAACCAACCAACAUUUCGCGACUAGGUAAACACUAUAUAUAUACACAUAUGCCUAUUUACAUACAUAUAGAGAUGUAGUUACAUAGAUGUUGUUUUAAUUCGUUUAAAACAGUGACAGGAUGUUCCCAGAAACUAAUAAAUCAUUGACGUUUUAUGAUUGGCUAAGUAAUAUUAAUCAAAAAGUGAAAAGGGUACCCUUUUUUUUGAUUACCAACUUAAUUGUAAGGUUUAUUACAUAUAAUAAAAGUAUAAAAAAUAA